AUGCUCAAUUCAGACCAGACCGAGAUCGACCUCCAACCCACCCAUUCGGAGACGGAGUCGGUCUUCAGUGACUGUGGGGGUGGUCGGGGUGGACCUGUAGAAGACCCCGGGUCCCUCAGUCUGUGUGGCCAGUCCCGGGCCGAGUCCAGCGAUCACAUGAAGAAGGACCUUCAGCACCUCAGCCGCGAGGAACGGCGGCGGCGGCGGCGAGCCACGGCUAAGUAUCGGACGGCCCACGCCACGCGGGAGAGGAUCCGCGUUGAGGCCUUCACAUGGCCUUUGCUGAGGCGGAAACUCCUGCCCACUCUCCCUCCGGAUAAGAAGCUGUCCAAAAUUGAGAUUUUGAGGCUGGCCAUCUGCUACAUCUCGUAUCUAAACCACGUCCUGGAUGUCUGA
This is a messenger RNA of Thamnophis elegans (Western terrestrial garter snake), 396 nucleotides long. RefSeq names its product nescient helix-loop-helix 1 (gene NHLH1). Lineage: Eukaryota; Metazoa; Chordata; Lepidosauria; Squamata; Natricidae. Gene Ontology annotation, molecular function: DNA-binding transcription factor activity, RNA polymerase II-specific; protein dimerization activity; RNA polymerase II cis-regulatory region sequence-specific DNA binding. Gene Ontology annotation, biological process: regulation of transcription by RNA polymerase II. The record is from RefSeq and is a predicted model, not a curated record.